CCUGCUGCUCUGUUCAAAUGCCAGAGACCCACUGUCAAAACAGAGCGAGAGGGGCGCAACAAUAUGAUGGACCUUUUUGAGACCAACCCUUAUCUCUUCAACGAUUUGCGCUAUUUGGAAGAAGGGGACCAUGGACCGCUGCAGCACCUGGACAUGUCCGGCGUGUCCCCCCUGUACAACGGCAACGGCAGCCCGCUGUCUCCGGGCCAGGACAACGUCCCGUCCGAGACCGGCGGCGAGAGCAGCGGGGACGAGCACGUGCCGGCGCCGCCGGGUCUCCGCGCGCACUGCGACGGCCAGUGCCUCAUGUGGGCCUGCAAGGUCUGCAAGAGGAAGUCGGCGCCCACGGACAGGCGCAAGGCCGCCACGCUCCGGGAGAGGAGGAGGCUGAAGAAGAUCAACGAGGCCUUCGAGGUGCUGAAGAGGAAGACCGUGGCCAACCCCAACCAGCGGCUACCCAAGGUGGAGAUUUUACGCAGCGCCAUCAGCUACAUCGAGGGGCUGCAGGACCUGCUGCAGACGCUGGACGAGCAGGAGACGCACGCGCUCAAAGAACACAGCGUGGCUGCUCACGAGUAUCACUGGAAAAAGUCCUCUGAGACCUGGCCGACCUCUGCGGACCAUUCCACCGCAGCGCUGAUGAGCCAGAGAGAAGGAACCAGCGAGUCGUCUGGGGCCUCCAGCCUCCUGCGUCUGUCCUCCAUCGUGGACAGCAUCACCAAUGGGGACAAAGUCAAUGUCAGCGAGGGCGUUUCAGAAAACUGAAAAACUCACUCCGAGAGCUCGACCCCGAUUUUCAAAUUUAGAAAUUGACAUUAUUCAUCUCUAAAUUAUUUCCACUCCAUUCAGCCGCUGUGGCUUCUGUUUGGUACGUAGCCGUCAUUUGUACAGCAGGAGCAACCGAUUUGUACAUAUUUUAUGAUAAAAUUAUGUUUAAAUUUUAUUUAUUUUAUAUUAAACUACGCUUUUUAAAGCUGAGAUUGUAUUUAAAUGUUUGUACAUAUUUGACCAAGACAAUAAAUCAGAAGAAUAACUGCACAGUUAAAAUUG
This is a messenger RNA of Gasterosteus aculeatus aculeatus (three-spined stickleback), 1050 nucleotides long. It is a transcript of the gene myf6, whose product is annotated as myogenic factor 6. Gene Ontology annotation, biological process: positive regulation of myoblast differentiation; positive regulation of skeletal muscle fiber development; muscle organ development. Gene Ontology annotation, molecular function: DNA-binding transcription factor activity, RNA polymerase II-specific; RNA polymerase II cis-regulatory region sequence-specific DNA binding; protein dimerization activity. NCBI's taxonomy places the organism in Eukaryota, Metazoa, Chordata, Actinopteri, Perciformes, Gasterosteidae. The record is from RefSeq and is a predicted model, not a curated record.